Messenger RNA from Drosophila grimshawi, 3719 nucleotides. It is a transcript of the gene Lap1, whose product is annotated as protein lap1. Bases 114 to 2846 code for a protein of 910 amino acids. NCBI's taxonomy places the organism in Eukaryota, Metazoa, Arthropoda, Insecta, Diptera, Drosophilidae. Gene Ontology annotation, molecular function: protein binding. The transcript has 5 exons. The record is from RefSeq and is a predicted model, not a curated record.
GCAAUAAUAAUAUAUCAACAACAAAACCAACAACAAUAAUAAUAACAACGGUCGUGCCUUAAAUAACGAACGUAGAGCAAUAGAAACAUAGGAAAAUCGAAUCGUUUGGCAAAAUGCCGCUGCUGUCGAAAUGCUUCCCAUGCUUCAAAUUCAAACGUGAAGAGGUCAUCGACAAGCUGGACUACAGCAAUACACCGCUCCAAGAUGCCUUUCCCGAGGUCUGGCAGCACGAAAGGACACUCGAGGAACUGCAUCUGAGCAAUGCGCGGUUGCAAACGUUGCCGCCGCAGCUAUUCUACUGUCAGGGAUUGCGUGUGCUGCAAGUGAACAGCAACAAUCUGGAGAGCAUACCACAAGCCAUUGGCUCGCUGCGCCAAUUGCAGCACUUGGAUCUGAACCGCAAUCUUAUUGUCAAUGUGCCGGAAGAGAUAAAGGCGUGCAAGCAUUUAACCCAUUUGGAUCUCAGCUGCAACAGUCUGCAGCGUUUGCCGGAUGCAAUAACGUCGCUGAUAUCGCUCCAGGAGCUGCUGUUAAAUGAAACGUAUCUUGAAUUCUUGCCAGCGAACUUUGGUCGUUUGGUCAAUUUACGAAUUUUGGAAGUGCGACUCAACAAUCUCAUCACGCUUCCCAAAUCGAUGGUGCGCUUGGUCAGCCUACAGCGUCUGGACAUUGGCGGCAAUGAGUUCACAGAGUUGCCAGAGGUCAUUGGCGAACUGAAAUCGCUGCGGGAACUGUGGAUUGAUUUUAAUCAAAUUCGCCGUGUUGCCCCAAACAUUGGAAAACUGCGCGAAUUGCAGCACUUCGAGGCCAAUGGCAAUCUGCUGGAUGCACUGCCCAACGAGCUGAGCAACUGGCGCAAUGUUGAGGUGCUGUCUGUGUGCUCCAACAAUCUGGAGGCGUUUCCCUUUAGUUUUGGCAUGCUCAAGUCGCUGGUCACCUUCAAAUGUGAAUCGAAUGGCCUCAGUGAACUGCCCGACAGCAUUAGCUAUCUGGAGCAGCUGGAGGAGCUGGUGCUUAGCCACAACAAGCUGAUGCGAUUGCCGAGCACAAUUGGCUCGCUGGUCAAGUUGCGCUUUCUGUUCGCCGACGACAAUCAAUUGCGCCAGCUGCCUGACGAACUGUGCAGCUGCAGCCAACUGAGUGUUCUUAGUGUGGCCAACAAUCAGCUAUCGGCACUGCCCCAAAACAUUGGGCAUCUGGGCAAGCUCAAAGUGUUGAAUGUGGUGAAUAACUACAUUAAUGCAUUGCCCGUUUCCAUGCUGAGUCUGGUGAAUCUCACGUCGCUCUGGCUGAGCGACAAUCAAUCGCAGCCACUAGUGCCGCUACAGUAUUUGGAUGCGAGCAGCAAGACGCAGCUGACGUGCUUUAUGCUGCCUCAGGUGACGUUCAAGAUGCAGGCACAGCAGCAACAGCAGGUCCAGGAGCAAUACGAGUUCGUUUAUGCCAAUCAUAACCAGCAACAGCCGGCCCAGCAGCCGCCAUCGAGUCCAUCGCGUCGCAUUUGCUUUGCCGAAGAGGCGACCAUUUUGAGUGCAAAGAAUGCGAGUAGUGCACCGCAACCUGCGCCCAGCUAUCCAGCCGCCAGUUAUGUGACGAAUGUGACGACGCCCGGCAAUCCGGAGCAGCAGCAGCUACCAGCUGGCAGCUCGGUGCGUUUAAUGCGCUCGCCCACGCCGUAUCCCAAGGAACUGCGUCAAAUGGCCAAAUAUAUGCGACAAGCACAGGCAGCAAAUGCAGCAGCAGCAACUUCAGCGGCAACAGAAUCCUCAUCGGUGGCAAUGGUGUCCACAACACCGUCCAGUGAGGUGCGCGAGGCGCGUGUCGUUGUGCCGAAUGGUCAGGUGGCCAUGACACACUGUGAUAGCAAUCAGGAUGCUGUGGAUCAUGCCGCAGCAAGUGCAAUAUAUGGUGUUGCCCCAGAGCCGGCACACAUCUAUGGGGUCUAUCAGCAGCAGAAGGCCACGCAGGAAUAUUAUGGUUUGCCGUUGGCCAACUUUGACACGACACACUAUCAGCCGCUCUAUGUGGAUGCCAGCACAGUUCCACACUUGUCCAAUGGCAGCGAACAGCAUUAUGAGCUACAGCCGUUGCAGCAACAGCAGCAGCAGCACCAACAACAGCACCAGGCGGUAGCGCCACCGCCACGCAUGGAACCGCCGCCGUAUCACAUAGCACGUGUGUACACCAAGAAGACGCCCGAAGAUCUAACUCUGUACGAGUCGAUGCGACAGCGCAAGCAGCUCCAACAACAACAACAACAGCAGCAGCAGCAGCAAUACGAGCAGAACAGCAGCUAUCAGGAUGCGUUAAAUAGCAAUUUUAAGACAACUGCAAUUAAUGCACAAUCGGAGCAGCUGGACUACCAAAACAACAUCAGCAUGGAGCAGCUUGAGCAGUUGGAGCAGCAGCUUGAACUGCAGCUUGAGCUGGACCGGGAGCAGGAGCUAGAGCAGCAAGAAGCAGAGAACGAAGAGGAGCAGCUACCGCUGCAGGAUAUAGAUGAUACAUUAUCGCAGCACUCAUUAAACUCCACGGCCACCAACAACACGUAUAGGGGUGGCAAGAAAUCGACGUGGAUCUUUGGUGUACACAAGAAUCCCACUGUGAAACAGGUGACACUGAAAUGGGAGCACAGCAUUGGCUUUGACAUAGCCGAGCUGCUCAAUCAGUCGGGUAUUUUUGUGAGCGCGAUUAUCCCAAAUUCGAAUGCGGCGCGUCUGCUGAGCCUUAAUGAUAAGUUGCUGGAAAUCGAUGGAUAUGACCUGACCAAUGCCAACCUGAGCGAUGCCAAACGUGUGCUGCUUAACAGCGGCACUGUUAUAAAUAUAAUGCUGUCACGUAAAUGAUAGCCCCAAAUUCCAUGCCCCAAUCCCACUUCCCCCAAUCCAAAACCAAUUCACUCCACUCCGAACCGAGACCGAAGACUUCUUGCAUAACAUUUUUCUAAAGCAAUUUUGAAAUACGCUAAUAUUAAAAAUAGCCUAUACAUCAUUAUAAUAUUAGCAAAAACUGCAUUUCCAAGCCAUAAACGUCCUUUACACUGGCGCCGUAUGCUUGUGUUUGCUACAGUCAGGCUUCCAGUUGAUGCAUUUCCCUUAGAUAGAAUCAGUUUAAGCUGCCAUUUACCAUUUACCUAUAUUUAUGUAUAUCGUAAGUAGUGAAGUGCAAUUUAUGAGUCCCUCACAUUGAAUUCUGUUGUUAACUUUGGUUAAACACAUAUCUUCAUUAUACGCAAGCAAGUAUUUAAAGUAUUUCGAACCUUAAAUUAAGUUAUAUAUCUAUAUAGAUAUAUAUGAUAAAGAAACUCAAUUUAAGCAAUUGUCCUCCACCUAACACUAUGCUAAAACUUGUUACUUGAAGCUGACAACUUAAUGACUAUUAAAUUAUGUUUCUUAGAUAUUUAUAAAACAAAAAGCAGAUUGCUGUUAAAUAUUCGAUUGGUAUUCAAAAUGAAGCAAUUUACAUUGUUUUUCAAAAGUUAUAUUAUUCCUUACUCUAAUUAAACAUAUUUAUUUGUAUCAAAUUCGUGUAGCUAUUACUUUAAGACUUUACCAUUUGAUCGCUAUUGGUUUCAUUAUCAUUUAUAAAUUGGCAGCCAGUGUAAUUCAAAGCAAACAUACAGAAAAUAUAAUAAAUAGUGCAAUUAGCGUUGAUAAUACGUACAUACAAUUACGAGUACCAUAUGGACGGCAUUUACAAAUAUAUAAUCACGUAUAUAC